AUGGGUCAAGACGAACGAGACAUUUGGGAUUGUGAGGAGAUUCGGCUUCCAUGCACUCCCAACGGGGCGUCUUGCGCGCUGUCCCAGUGCUGCUCCGAGCCAGGGGCGAAGUGCUACAAGAAGAAUGACCAUUGGAGCUCGUGCAACCAAACUUGCAACCCAAACUACAUGUGGAUGGAUAUCGGAUGGGUCAAGACGAGCGAGACAGUUUGGGAUUGUGAGGACCUCACCGUGAAUCCUGUUGAAUCAGCGGAUAUCAUCGUUGAUGCAGAAGCCGAGGACGAGAAUGGCACGUGCUCGCAGAUCGGGGCGUCUUGCGCACGUUCCCAAUGCUGUUCUGAACCAGGCGCGAAAUGCUACAAGAAGAAUGACCAUUGGAGCUCGUGCAACCACACUUGCAACCCAUACUACAUGUGGAAGGAGGACGGCUGGGUCAAGACGAACGAGACAGUUUGGGACUGCGAGGAGAUUCGGCCGCCGUGCUCGGAGACCGGGGCGUCUUGCGCACUUACCCAGUGUUGCUCUGAUCCCGGCGCGAAGUGCUACAAGAAGAAUGACUAUUGGUUCGCGUGCAACAAGACUUGCAACCCAAACUACAUGUGGAUGGAGAACGGUUGGGUCAAGACGAACGAAACAGUUUGGGAUUGCGAAGUCAUCAGCACCGACAGUACCGAUGUUUCGACUGACUCCGGUGUCAGUAUUGCCGCUGCCACUGAUGUGUCGGCAGACGCCGCGAGUAGCUCCGACGUUGCGACAGCCUCCGUUUGCUCGCAGAACGGGGAGUCUUGCGCAAUUACCAUGUGUUGCGCUGAGGUUGGGUCGAAGUGCUACAAGAAGAAUGACCAUUGGAGCUCGUGCAACCAAACUUGCGACCCCAACAGUAUGUGGACGGCGGACGGAUGGGUCACGACGAACCAGACAGUUUGGGAUUGUGAGGAGACUCGGCUUCCAUGCUCUCCGAACGGAGCGUCUUGCGCACUGUCCCAGUGCUGCGCUGAUCCUGACGCGAAGUGCUACAAGAAGAACGACUACUGGUUCUCGUGCAACCAAACUUGCGACCCAAAUUCCAUGUGGACGGAGGACGGGUGGGUCAAGACGGACGAGGCUGUUUGGGAUUGUGGUGAACAUAUUAUCGAUGAAUCAGAGGCCUCGCAGAAUUUGUGGGACUGGUUGCAUAGCCUGCUCAGGAGGUAG
Prorocentrum cordatum is the source of this 1194-nucleotide messenger RNA. The record is from the annotation of a GenBank genome assembly. NCBI's taxonomy places the organism in Eukaryota, Dinophyceae, Prorocentrales, Prorocentraceae.